AAACAAUAAAAAGAAGAAACAAGCGCGGCAAAAUUUACUAGAAAGGAAAAAGGGCAAACAUCUGCAUUUGAGCACCACAUAGGUUAAUACACAUGCGGCCGACUUCUUUUCAUUAAGAUGGACAAAACCAUUUUGUUUUUUCUGUGCCUCUAUUGGUGGUCGUUUUAUGAUCCUUCACUGUGUCAAGCAGUGGAUACAUGUAAAGUUAUCCCUGUAUUCUAUGCCUAUUCAUCACACGCUGAAACACUCACUGACCUGGAUAAGGGAGUUGAGACUGAGUCAUUCUGGUGUAGUACUGGCGAAAUACACAACUCGUGGAUGGACUUGUAUCCCCACCUUAUGGUUCACUUUGGUGAAAUUAAGAAAACUAUUGUAGGACUAGCGUUAAAGGGAGCACCACCAGAUAAACACACGAAGUAUGGAUUCCCAUCUUUCCAGGUUUAUAAAUAUGACGAUAUUGGUGACUUUUUUGAUGCCAUCAGAGCAAAUCAUGGAAAUAGUAGAAUCAUUAAGACAUUUACUGGCCUGACACCUGAAGACAUUAAGAAUGGUCAAGUGAAAAAGCAUGAGUUUCCAUAUCCAGUUGAUGUUACGAGAUUGAAGAUUUACUUUAAACUAAGACUUGGGCAGAAAUGUGUUUGCACGAAAAUAGAGUUCUAUCAGGCACCAAAGUAUUGUGGUGUACCACGUAAGAAAGAAAAUAAAUGUAAAAAUAAUAAAGGAGGUUGCGAACACCAGUGUGUACCAAAAGAUCAUACGUUCCACUGCACAUGUCCUUCGGACAAAGUACUAUGGGUUGAUGGAUUACAUUGUGUAAAAAAAGGUAUUGUGUUAACUUAUAGCCUUCAGAUAUAUAUCGGUGACUUGGUUUAAAAAGAAACUUAAAAUAUGCUUAAGACCAUAAUGAAAGUGAUCUCAGUCUACUUCACUCUAUACUUUGUCCUCAAUAACCUGAAUGUAACCACAGAGUGUUUUACAAAAUACAGUAAACAUUCCGAAAGUGCCCCCAAACAAUGAUUAUUUUGACUUAAUUGUAGUACUAAUAAUCUAUAACCUAGAUACUUGCAGGAGGUACUCUGUUAGUUCAAGACUGUAAAUCAGGGCAGAAGAGAGCAAAUGGGACAGCUUCCCUUUACUUGGAGGCACGUUACUAUAGAAUAUCGCUCUUUGACGGGUUGUAUUAUGGUAUGGUGAACAUUGUCUGUCCGUAUGUCUGAUCAUAAAGUGUUCAUUUCCGGAGCAUAUCUUUUUUACCAAUUCAAAUAAAAUCUUCAAACCUAGGAUGUAAGUACAACUUGAGAAUGCAGUGUGUAGUGUACCAUAACUAGGUCACUGUGACCUACUUUUCAUGCAUUACUGCACAUUAAAGGAAAUCUUCAAACCUAGGAUGUAAGUACAACUUGGGAAUGCAGUGUGUAGUGUACCAUAACUAGGCCGUCAUGACCUACUUUUCAUGCAUUACUGCACAUUAAAGGAAAUCUUCAAACCUAGGAUGUAAGUACAACUUGGGAAUGCAGUGUGUAGUGUACCAUAACUAGGUCACUGUGACCUACUUUUCAUGCAUUACUGCACAUUAAAGGAAAUCUUCAAACCUAGGAUGUAAGUACAACUUGAGAAUGCAGUGUGUAGUGUACCAUAACUAGGUCACUGUGACCUACUUUUCAUGCAUUACUGCACAUUAAAGGAAAUCUUCAAACCUAGGAUGUAAGUACAACUUGAGAAUGCAGUGUGUAGUGUACCAUAACUAGGUCACUGUAACCUACUUUUCAUGCAUUACUGCACAUUAAAGGAAAUCUUCAAACCUAGGAUGUAAGUACAA
Messenger RNA from Gigantopelta aegis, 1819 nucleotides. RefSeq lists its product as uncharacterized. The record is from RefSeq and is a predicted model, not a curated record. The coding region runs from base 118 to 873 and encodes 251 amino acids. The transcript is spliced from 5 exons. Lineage: Eukaryota; Metazoa; Mollusca; Gastropoda; Neomphalida; Peltospiridae.